Messenger RNA from Gasterosteus aculeatus aculeatus (three-spined stickleback), 3126 nucleotides. RefSeq names its product NXPE family member 3. NCBI's taxonomy places the organism in Eukaryota, Metazoa, Chordata, Actinopteri, Perciformes, Gasterosteidae. The record is from RefSeq and is a predicted model, not a curated record.
GAGUGGCAAACGGACCACUUUAGGACUGAUAGUGCCCCGGAACAUGUUGGUAGCUGCUAGACUACUUCCAGCUCAACAUUAAUCCUGCGUGGCACAGUCUGCAGAGGAUCACCACAGUGUCCCUAAAAGACAAUGGUUUGAAAAACAUCCUGGCUAAAUGUGAUAUUGUUGGCACUUCAAAACACAGCAGUCAAAUGACAGAAAGUUGAGAACACAGCAAAGUGUACAAGGACGACAGCAAGAAGAGUCGCUGGUCAAGAUGUUGCACCAGGUGGAAUUCUGCCUUGGCGAUGAUCAGAUGUGUAGUUUUGAGUUUAAAAAUACAAAAAGAUAAAGGCUUUCUAAAGUGAUUACCCAUUCAUUUAUAAUAUUUAGUCAUCAGAAGAAAACCAAUGAUUUAAAAAUGUUAGAUUAUAUCUAUUGACAGCCCUGUUCUUUUAUAGAUCUUUCUUUAUACUCUGUUCCAGAGUAAGUGCUACACUGAAGGUGAAGACUUCUCACCAUGAAGACAUUUUGUACAAGAAAAGCUUUUGCCGCCAUCGUCCUCUUUCUGAUGGCAUUUACCUUGAUCUUUGUGCUCCGUCACAUGGACAUUCUGCAACCGAAAGUCAAGUCCACCAUCAUCAAGCCGAGCGUCUCCCCUCAUUAUAUUGUUAAUCGCAGCUUCUGCACCUUCCAGCCGCUGUCCCCCCAGGACGCUUUGGAGGAACGUCUCAUACUAGACUCCAUUGCUUGGCCUGAAACUCCACUUUUACCAUCUCCUAUUUCCUUGGAGCAGACCACUGAUCCAGCCCACAGCACCUUCACCAUUCUCCCAGGAAGGAAAGGGGGGCAGUGGCAUGUAGGGGACCAGCUGGAGGUUAUGAUACAAACCUUUGACUUCCAGGGUCGUCCCAAGAAGUCUGGGGGGGACUUCAUAACCGCCCGUCUGCAUAACCGGAAGCUUGAAGCAGGUGUGGUCGGGCAAGUUGUGGAUCAUCUGAAUGGGAGCUACUCUGCUGUGUUCUCUUUACUCUGGGAAGGAGACGCACUGGUUGAGGUGACUCUGGUUCACCCUGGUGAGGCCUUCUCAGUGCUGGACAGGCUGAACAAAGAACAGCCCGACAGGAUUUACUUCAAGAGCGUCUUCCGCUCAGGCUCUCUCUCUGAAACCACCAUUUGCGAUGUCUGCCUUCGGCCAACCAAACAGCCGCUGUGUAACUUUACUGACCUCCGUACAGGCGAGCCUUGGUUCUGCUACAAGCCAAAGAACCUGGGCUGUGAUACGAGGAUCAACCACUUCAUGGGAGGUACGACACAAAACAUCAGCGCCAAUGAGGAGAAGCUCUUUCACAGUGGUGUUAACCUGAAAGUCAACAUUCGGGCUUCAGGACCUGCAAGUGUGACUUUGUUGCCAGAAAAAAUAGGUCAGCUGAAGGUGAAAAGCGCCACUGUGACAUCUGGACCCUCUGGUUAUUACUACCAGGGCGUGUGGCGAGCAGUAGGUGGCCUCACAAUUCACCAAUUCAACACGUCUGCCAUCACGCAGUGUCUUAAAGGCAAGGCAGUGCACAUGUAUGGAGAUUCCACCGUCAGGCAGUGGUUUGAGUUCCUCAACGUAGUUCUACCAGGUCUAAAGGAGUUUGAUCUACACAGCCCGAAGCAAGCAGGACCUUACAUCUCCUUGGACUUUGCAAACAACAUCUUGGUGACGUCCCGCUUCCACGGCCCCCCAAUUCGAAUUGUAACUGUCUCGACCAGCGACCUUCGUUACAUUGCCAAUGAGCUAGAUGGCUUGAUCGGAGGCCCCAACACUGUGGUAGUCUUUGGCAUCUGGGCACACUUUGGCACUUUCCCCAUGGAGAUCUACAUCAGGAGGCUACAGAGCAUCCGUAGGGCAGUGGUGCGGCUGCUGGACAGGGCUCCAGGCACGCUGGUCGCCAUCCGUACAGGGAACCCUAAAUUUUUAAACCUUUUUGUGUCCCUAACCAACAGUGACUGGCACUCGCUGCAGUGCAACAAUGUGCUCAGAGCAAUGUUCAAAGGACUGAAAGUUCAUCUGAUCGAUGCCUGGGAAAUGACCUUGGCCCACCACCUGCCGCAUAAUCUCCACCCACCACCUCCCAUUAUUAAGAAUAUGAUAAACAAUCUAUUAUCGUAUAUAUGUCCUCAAAAGGGUGGUUAGUGUUUUCGGGGGGAGGAAUGUGCAGUAAAGCACAUGUUCAUUUUACAUAUGUUCUUAGUUUCCACCAAAUGCUUUAUUUUUCCUUCAUAACUUCAUACUCAGACUAACAAGUUAAUUGGAAGAAAAGCAAAAACAUAUUUUUCAUCAAUUUAUUUGGUUUUUCUCUUGGUGUAGGAAUAUUCUCCAGCUCUUAAAUAACAUGGUUGGCGGUUUGAACCCAGGCUGCUCCAUGUCUCAUGUCGACGUGUCCCUGAGCAAGACACCUAACCCCUAAAAAUGUAAAACGCCAUUCUUCAACAUGUAUGGCAAAAAGCACAACUCUGUUGGAAAAUCGAAAUAUUCCUGGAUAUUUGCGCAGCAUGUCUCUACCAGCUGCAAAGUCAAAAUGACCGAUAUCAAAGAUUCAAGGAACUUCUCCAAACUCCAAAUUUUAAUUCCAAAAAGGAGUUAAUAGAAAGAGGAUUGUCCAAUCGUUAAGGGCGCUUCUAAAAAAAGGCAAAAUUUGUAAGGGUUCUGUGCAUGACUUUUUCUCAAUAUUGAGCCAUUGUACGUGUCAUUCUUAAUCCAAACUAAGGUUUAAUUUGAGCAGCUCAGAAGUAAUAUUUAAAGUUUGGAAGUUUAAGACCUCCAUUUAGCUUAGAUAUCUUUAAGGUUUUAAGUCUAAUUCUAGGAAAUGGAAAAUGAUUCUAUCCAGAUUAUCAAAAACUGGAAUUUCUAUAGAUAGCAUCUGGAAUAAGUAGAGGAGUCUGGGCAGAAGCGUAGUUCAUCGUUCCAAGUACAUCAUUCAUCGUAUCAAUGCGGCAAAUUAUUUUACAAAUUCUGUAAUGAUGGAAGUGUAACCGUUAGACACCACUUUGUUUUAAUUAUACAGUCAUUUAUUUCUGCAUGCUUUGACUUCCAUUUUUAUUGUUUGCAUGUUUUGAUUUUCUGUGCGUAGUGGUUAAUAUAUUAUUGCAAAUGCG